UUAAAGACGGGAAAGCACUAAAACCACAUGGAAGUCAGAAGUAAAUGGUUUUUUCCAGCUUUAAGACUUAACAUCAGAAGAAGAAGCACUGAUUUAGGAAGCUCUCAGGGCAGCUACUUCUGUUCUCUGGAACUUGACUAAAACAAGUACAUUUUUCUUUUUUUUUUUCUUUUUUUUUUACAUGGAGUAUUGGAUAAGAAGAUGAGCAGGAUGUAAAAAAAAAGGCAUGAAGAAUGGUUGUAGAGGACCAAUCUCUGGGGAUCUGAAGGAAGUUGGGACCACCAAGAAUGAACAGGAGAAAGGGCUAGUCUAUGACCAGAAGGAAUGUCUACAUAUCUACAUAGCCAAGAAGUAGAUGAGGCUGAGGAAUAUGGAAUUGUAAUUUGAUUACGGUAACUGUGAGGUAACUACUGGACCCAAAGUAUUUGGGGCUCUACACAUGGGCUACACAAAUCACGAUGGUCAUCAUUAUCAACAGCAGCCACAUACACAGUGACAUCAGGUCCUAUGUUAUAGAAGAUCUGGAGGAUCUCAGCACCUCUAUAAUGAUUUCUGGUUCUUUCAACCCCCCUCUUCUGAAAAUCCUUCAAGAUGCCACCACCAGCAUUCCAUUGGCCACCUCUAGCUUCGCGAAUGAAAAUGACACACGCUGCGGAGAACAGAUCCUGAACUACGGACACAUUGAAAAACUGGUAAUAGGGGCCAUCCUGUCCCUUAUCACCCUACUGACCAUUGCCGGGAAUUGUCUAGUGGUCAUAUCUGUUUGUUUUGUUAAGAAACUUCGGCAGCCCUCAAACUAUCUGAUUGUAUCUUUGGCUUUGGCCGAUUUAUCGGUGGCCAUUGCUGUCAUGCCUUUCGUCAGUGUCACCGACCUCAUUGGUGGGAAAUGGAUUUUUGGGCACGUCUUUUGUAACGUCUUCAUAGCGAUGGAUGUGAUGUGCUGCACGGCAUCUAUCAUGACGUUAUGCGUCAUUAGCAUUGACAGGUAUCUUGGAAUCACUCGACCACUGACCUACCCAGUGAGACAGAAUGGAAAAUGUAUGGCCAAAAUGAUCCUGUGUGUCUGGCUCCUGUCCGCCUCCAUUACGUUACCUCCUCUGUUCGGUUGGGCUCAGAAUGUAAAUGAUAACAAAGUUUGCUUAAUUAGCCAAGAUUUUGGCUACACAAUUUACUCUACAGCUGUUGCCUUUUACAUCCCGAUGUCGGUCAUGCUGUUCAUGUACUACAGAAUAUUCAAAGCUGCUAAGCGGAGUGCAGCCAAACACAAGUUUGCUGGAUUCCCACGAUCAGAAGAAAGUGAAGGAAUGAUUAUGGCAAAUGGAGUGGUAAAAAUACACAAAGAAGCAGAAGAAUGUACAAAUCUGUCCAAAUUAUUGAGAAAUGACAGAAAAAACAUUUCCAUUUUUAAAAGAGAACAGAAAGCAGCUACUACACUUGGGAUUAUUGUCGGGGCUUUCACUAUAUGCUGGCUACCUUUUUUUAUACUUUCAACGGCUAGACCGUUUAUCUGUGGAACAGAGUGCAGCUGUAUUCCUUUGUGGAUGGAAAGGACAUUUCUAUGGCUGGGAUAUGCAAACUCUCUGAUAAAUCCUUUUAUUUAUGCCUUUUUUAACAGAGACCUAAGGACAACCUAUCGAAAUCUGUUACAGUGCAGGUACAGAAAUAUCAACAGGAAGCUGUCAGCUGCAGGGAUGCAUGAGGCUUUGAAACUUGCAGAAAGGCCUGAUCAUACCUUAGGACUACUUCAGAUUUGGUGGACUAAGACGAUGACCAGCAUUUUUUUUCUUUACUGUUAAUAAAAUGGUUAACGAGGGCUUGUGGAGGAGUUCUUUUUGGAAUAAAAGUUUUUAAAACUUGUUGAGUGAUUCUUUUUAAAAAAUGUUAUUCACUUUACAGGCUUAGUAGUGGACGCUGUCUUAUAGUCUUAUAGACGGAGUCUAUUACUAAUCCGGGGCUUAGCGUUAGCCCAAAUUACAGCUAGUUUUAAACCCCAAUUAUUACCCUGGUACCCACCGCAACAGGGUUAUCAGUACCAACAGGCCUGGAGUGUCAAAAAUGGCGCUCCUGGGCCUAGGUGGUAACUAGUGAUGUCGUGAACAUAAAAUUUUCCAUUCACGAACGGCAAACGCAAAUUUCCGCAAAUGUUCGCGAACGGGCUAACCUGGCGAACCGCCAUAGACUUCAAUAGCAGGCGAAUUUUAAAACCCACAGGGACUAUUUCUGGCCACAAUAGUGAUGGAAACGUUGUUUCAAGGGGACUAACACCUGGACUGUGGCAUGCCGGAGGGGAAUCCAUGGCAAAACUCCCAUGGAAAAUUACAUAGUUGAUGCUGGUUUUAAUCCAUAAAGGCCAUAAAUCACCUAACUUUCCUAAAUUGUUUGGAAUAACUUGCUUUAAAACAUCAGGUAUGAUGUUGUAUAGAUCAGGUAGUGUAAGGGUUACGCCCACUUUGCAGUGACAGACCAAACUCCCCGUUUAAUGCACCGCAAACAACCGCAAACACCCCAUUUGCAAAAGGUUGGAUACCAAGCUAACCAUGUCCCGUUCUUGUCCUCACUGAUGUCAUUGAAGGUCUCUUCCUCCACCCAGCCACGUACAACACCAAGGGUCUUCGAAAGGUGACAACAAGCCCCCUGGGAUGCCUGUUGUGUUUGGUCUUCUACCUCCUCAAAGCCACCUUCCUCCUCUGACUCUUCUUCUUCGGAAUCCUCUCU
Messenger RNA from Hyla sarda, 2715 nucleotides. RefSeq names its product 5-hydroxytryptamine receptor 7 (gene HTR7). Gene Ontology annotation, biological process: chemical synaptic transmission; G protein-coupled receptor signaling pathway, coupled to cyclic nucleotide second messenger. The record is from RefSeq and is a predicted model, not a curated record. NCBI's taxonomy places the organism in Eukaryota, Metazoa, Chordata, Amphibia, Anura, Hylidae. Bases 459 to 1796 code for a protein of 445 amino acids. The transcript is spliced from 3 exons. Gene Ontology annotation, molecular function: G protein-coupled serotonin receptor activity; melanocortin receptor activity; neurotransmitter receptor activity. Gene Ontology annotation, cellular component: membrane; dendrite.